CACAAUCCGCUCUCCCUCCGGAGCCGGCGGCUGCCGCUGUUCCUCCUGCCGCUGCCUCCACCCGCCAUUGGCCGUAAACACCCCCCCCCCCCGCCUCCGCGGUCUUCUCUCCCUGUCCUUGCCAAGCGGGGAAGACGCAGGGCUCUGCUGCCCCUGUGCGUGCGCCACAGAGCAACUUGCAGCCGCGGGGCUCCGAACCGGAAUCGGCGCGGGUCCUGCAUGCACCUGAGCCGGCCGCAGGCGCAGCCGCGGGCCGCGUGCGUGGCAGGAUCCGAAGAGAAGGCGGCGGCGGCGGCAGCCUGAGCUUGCGGGCGGCUGGGGAGCGCUGCCUGCCUAGCCCGACUCGCGGGCACUGGCUAUGCCGGCUGGCUGUGCAGCCUGGCCGGGGCGGGGAGCGCUAAUCGCCUCGGCGGCGCCCUGACUCUGCAGCGGCGGCAGAGAGGGAGCCGUGGCCUUUUGCGAGGUAUGGGCUGCUGCCCUUCGGCUGGGGGCUCGCGUCUCCUGCGGGCCGUACAGCCCUUGCGCGGAGUCGGCUCCGGCUGCGCUGCGGAGCACGAGCAGGGGCUCGCCUGAGCGCGCAACUUGGCCCGGACUCUGUACUGAGUUGCCUAGCAAAGUGCAUCCUCUCCUGGGAGCGCUGCAGAGAGACCGGCCUGGCCGCUGCCUCCGGCCCCUGCUGGGCAUGAGUCCUGCGGAGAGCGUCGCUGGCCAACGGGCAGCCCCCCAGCACCUGGAGUCGGAGACCCCGUGAAGGGGUCUUGUUGCCUCCGCCUUUGCUGCCUCCUGCUUUCCCCAGCAGCGGCCUCGGGUGCCCUGUGCAGGAUGCCGCUUGCCGGGGGCAGCGCGCUGCAGCCCGCUGGAGGGGCUCGCUCCCUCAGCCCCGCCGCCCUGUCCCGCAGUUUGUCCCGCCUGCGCGAGUAUCGGACCCGCUCCCGGAUCAUGCUGUCCCUGGGCGUCACCCAGAUGGUGCUUGGAUGCCUCAUCGUGGCCGUCAGCUUCGCUGCCCUGGCUCUCACCACCUCGGCCAGGGUCCGGCACUCUUGUCCCUUCUGGGCCGGCUUCUCGGUGCUGUUGUCAGGAUUGAUUGGCGUUGUCUCAUGGAAAAGGCCUCUCUCACUUGUGAUAACCUUUUUCAUGCUACUGUCUGCAGUGUGUGUAAUGUUGAACUUGGCUGGUUCUAUUCUCUCAUGUCAGAAUGCUCAGCUGGUAAACUCCCUGGAAGGCUGUCAGUUGAUUAAAUUUGACAGUGAUGGUGUCUGUGUUUGCUGUGAAAUGCAGCAUCAAACAUCAGGCUGCAGCAACCUUGGAGAAACCCUGAAACUGAACCCACUGCAGGAGUGUAAUGUUGUGAGGCUGACUCUAAAGGAUCUAUUGUUCAGCGUGUGUGCUCUCAAUAUCAUCUCCACAAUUGUCUGUGCUUUGGCAACUGCAAUGUGCUGCAUGCAGAUGGUUUCUUCUGAUGUUUUGCAAAUGUUUCUGCCACAGAGGUCACAUUCCACCAACCCGGACUGUAUGACUCCCCAUGGAACUAUUCUGCAUCAGACCCUGGACUUAGAUGAGUUCAUACCUCCAAUACCACCACCACCCUACUACCCACCUGAAUAUACCUGUGCACCUGUAAUGGAAGCACAGAGAGGUCUCCAUUUGGACUUUCCUCGUUCCCCCUUCAGUGCUUUAUAUGAAGUCACCAUUAACAGCCCAGGAAUGCUAUAUCCAACGGAGCUACCCCCUCCUUAUGAAGCAGUGAUUGGACAGACCCCUGCUAGUCAGAUCACCGCUACAGCUCAGCAAGUGACUGAAUCCAGUUUGGGUGAGAGAAACACGACAGCCAGCUUUAGCACACAAGUGUCUGUUGAAAGUACCUCUCUUAUGGUCCCUGAGGUUGCUGACAUCCCAGAUCAUAGCUACUCUUCAGAGGAUCUUUAUUCUCUGGAAGUUCAGGGGUCUCUUCGUUCCACACACUUUUCUCCAUACAGUACAAUCCACAAAGGGGCCACAAAUAGGAGCUGCAACAGUUUGGAUCACAGCAUUCGCUCUGGGUUUCACAGGACUAAUUCACAAUGUUCCUCUGAUGAGGAUGGGAGUUCCCACAGCAGAGCUUCUAUGGACAGGUCUCAAGACCAGGAAUAUGAGAACUGUGUUCAUGGCAGAGCCUCAGACUUCUCUUCAGAGAAUUUCAGCCCAUCAGAAAGAGAAUCCCAGAGCUCUGUUAGAGAAAACAAAGCCAUGCCACCCUUGAAACAAAUGAAAAUCUGUUGUGGGGUCUUUAACCAGCCUGCUGCUGUAUACUCUCAGCCCUCUCCCUGUUCUGUGCCUGCAAGUACUUCAUCACACUAUGGCUGCCCCGAGAAAACUGCCCAGCAGCAUUGCAUUAGAAAAUACGGCAUUCCAAACAUAGUCCGAUCUACUAGUGACCCUGUAUCAUGUUCAUCCAGCACAGAAGUUCCCGUUUCUAGUUCUCAUGUGGCUGCCUCUGCUUGCCAGGACUCUGUAAGCCGUUUCCCACCCACUGGAAAACAAAGAGAAACAAGGAAAAUUGACCUACAGUUAAAGCCAAAGGCCUUCAACACAAUCUCCAAAGAGCGACCGCACUCUUUAGUAGACCUUAAGGCCUAUAAAGACACAAAAAUUUUGGUGGCUAAAUUUUUGGAACAUUCAAACUGUAAUCUCCCUCCAGAAGUGCGUCACGUUGUGAACAGCAUAAGAUCUGUAAUCAAAUCUGAUGAAAGACACAUGGAAGAAGCCAUCUUCAGUGCCAACAUUAUAGACCAGGUAAUUACAAGUUCCAAGCAGAAUGUGAAUACCUCUAGAAAACGACUUCAAGAAGAUCUUCACCUUCAGAGCUGUGGUGCUCUAAGUUCUCCAGUUGCCUUCUUACGCAGGUCCCACAUCACUCAAAGUUUAGAGAGGGACAGGCCACACAGUUUGAUUGGAGUGUGCCGGGAGACCAUCCUUUGACAACAGCUUACAGGUAUGCAGAAAAGCUGAUUCCAGCUAAGAGAAGAGUCCAGCACACAGAGAAAUGCAAAUAAUGGACGGCUUAGAAAGGAAAAAAAAGUGUCUUCCUUUUGGAAUUCCACUUUUUAUUUAACAGUAGAAGAACACCACUCUUUCCGAAUGUAAAUUUUUGAGCCCUGCAGUUUGCAAAAUGUAAAGGGUUAUUAUUAAACUGGUAACAAAUAUUUUCCCAAACAGACAUGCAUUGAUUUGAACGUAUUGAUAAAGAUGCUGCUGCCAUGCAGCAUUUGCUGAAAACCAUCACCAAGAGAUCUUUUGUACAACUUACAAGUUGCAUUUAUUUAAUGUACCUCAAUGGGUUUUAACUAUCAUCAGUGUUUUAAUAAAAAGUAUUUCUGGA
Molecule: messenger RNA, 3358 nt
Organism: Dermochelys coriacea (leatherback sea turtle)
Lineage: Eukaryota; Metazoa; Chordata; Testudines; Dermochelyidae
Gene: ENTREP2
Product: family with sequence similarity 189 member A1
Exons: 11
Coding region: 823-2958 (711 amino acids)
Cellular component (GO): membrane
Source: RefSeq, a predicted model, not a curated record